AUGGAGCCCCUGCAGCCGGACCCGAGCGCGGCGGCGGCGGCGGCGGCGGCCGAGGGUUGGCCGGCGGCCGAUCUGGAGGCCAAGGUGGACGUCCUCAUGUUGCUGCGCAUGAGGGACCAGAUGAAGCAGCAGCUCAUGGAGUGCAGCACUGCAGUUCGUGCCAGUCAAGAAAGUUGCCAUGAUCAUGUCAUUGAAGAAAACUUUAUCAAGAAUGCCACACAAGAUUUGGAAAGAGAUGUGGAGGAAGUAAAAGUCUCUUUCCAGAACAAGACAUUAGCCUUACAAAGGAUGCAACUCAUGUUUGCCCUGAGAAACAAAAUGAAGCAAAAUGAUAAUGACUCACGACUGAUCGUGGAAACUAUGAAACGCAUAGUACUGCUCAGUCAGGCAGUAAUUGAAUCUCAGCAGCAAGCACGUGAGAAGGAACAGAAAUUGAUUGACAUUAAAAGGAAAAGACUCUCACUAAAAAAAGCCGGAAGACAGAAACUACUGCAAAUUCAUACCAUGAUGAAAAAACAAAAGGAGGAACAAGCAAGUAUGGAAGUGACCGAAAUGCUGGAGAAGAUACGUAAUAACUUACAAAAAGAAAGAGCGAUGACUACAGUAAUUCAAAAUGUAUUCCAGAAUAUCAUAAUUGGAAGCAGAAUUAACUGGGCAGAAGAUCCAUCUUUAAAGGCAAUUGUUCUACAGCUUGAAAAAAAUGUCUGUCUCCUGUGAGUCGAGAGAAACAGUGUUUAAUUUUAUACAGUGUAUGUAAUCAAUGUACUGAACUUGAUAGAUUAAUAUGCAUCAUGAAAGCACACUUUAUGAAUUUGAAAAUUUAAACUUUCUGGAAGUUGCUGUUCUCUCUAGAGACACAACUCUAUUGAAAUGAAAUUUAAUUCCCGGUACACAACAAAUGUUUGAAGAGCUAGCAUAGGUAGUUUCAUCAGCUGAAGAGCCACUUCAUAGCUGUCCUGUCCCAAGUGCUCACGUCCCUCUGAAAGGCAGCAAUAACACAAGAAAGAAGAGUAAUCUGUACAUUUCAAGGUUUUGUGUAAAAUGGGCUUAAUCCAAGGCUCUGCUGUUUCUGUCCCCUUCUGGGCACCAGCAGGCUGCAGAGCUCAGGCAGGAUGCAUGACCCUGCUCUGCCCCUGUGGAAAGCCCAAACCGGACAGCUUAGUUAAGUCGGUCUUUGGUUUUUGCCUUCCUUUUUUUCUUAUUAAAGCAUUACAUACCAUUUGAAGCACCGAAAAGUUUAUGCUUUUAAUUGUAAAAGUGGCUUGUGACUGUGCUGUGUGUUGAUUAGUUAAGCAGAGCAUCCAGCAGCAGACGCAACCUGUAGAUGCAAAAUAACAACCCUAGGGAAAAUGCAGGUAAAAUGGAAGAGGUGACUUCGUGCUAUCCACUAUGUAGCUAAGCAGUAUUUUAAAUAUAUUUUUUCAUUGACAAUUGCAUUUUUGCUUUAUGUUUAAAGAAAAUUGACCAAAUCAUGUGUAACACGUUAAAAUAUUGUCACUUCUAAUCUGGUAGGUCAAUAUCAGCUUUUAAAAGGCAGAUGGGAUGUGUCUUGAUCGAACAAAAAUAAAAUGCAGACUUA
Gavia stellata (red-throated loon) is the source of this 1579-nucleotide messenger RNA. It is a transcript of the gene CENPH, whose product is annotated as centromere protein H. NCBI's taxonomy places the organism in Eukaryota, Metazoa, Chordata, Aves, Gaviiformes, Gaviidae. The record is from RefSeq and is a predicted model, not a curated record. Gene Ontology annotation, biological process: chromosome segregation; kinetochore assembly; mitotic spindle organization. The coding region runs from base 1 to 717 and encodes 238 amino acids. Gene Ontology annotation, molecular function: kinetochore binding. The transcript has 9 exons. Gene Ontology annotation, cellular component: nucleus; kinetochore.